AUGAAACUCAAAUGUGACGAAUUAAAAAGCAAUCUCAUGUUCUUCAAAGUACCAGACACUAGAGAGGAAACACCAGAGGUCUGUAAAACGACAAUUUUAGACAUUAUAGAAACCAAAAUGAGAGUUGAAAAAGCUAAAGAUAGGAUACAAGUUAACAGCGCAGAACAUGUCACUACUACAACUUCUACGACCACGUCAACCACAACAACGUCUACGACAACCGUACCGUCUACAACCACAACAACGCCCACAACCACAACGACGUCUACGACCACUACCACGCAAACAACCACAACAACGCCAACAUCCACAGCAACGCCCACAACCACAACUACGCCUACAACCACAAUAACGCCUACGACCACUACCACGCCUACCACGACCUCAACGUCAAUGACAACUACAGUCCCACAAAGUCAGUAUGGCAACGCGUGUACAACGAGUGCUGAUUGUUCAAUGUCUGCCGGCACGUGUCUUUCAGGCACGUGUUCGUGUCAAGCCGGCUACAGACACGACCCUUCAUCCGGUUCAUGUGUUACAGACUGUACAAACUAUGGUGCGGACUAUAUCGAAUACAUAAACAAGCGCCUUGAUGUAAGUGACAGUGUGGAAGAAUACGACAAUGUUGAUCUGUCGCAGUGCAAAGCAUACUGUUCUAACUGUACAAACUAUGGUGUGGACUAUAUCGAAUACUUAAACAAGCGCCUUGAUGUAAGUGACAGUGUGGCAGAAUACAACAAUGUUGAUCUGUCGCAGUGCAAGGGAUACUGUUCUAGUUUGAGCACAUGCCGUGGUUUCAACAUCAGACCCUCGCACAUUAAGAGACAUAUGCAGAUGUAUUCAUACGGUGGUGUACAUGGAACCUUCAAUAAUACACGGUGCAUUUCCAUGAAAAGAGACUUACGGUCCCCAGUUAAAAUAAUGGGUUAUCCCUAA
This is a messenger RNA of Mercenaria mercenaria, 936 nucleotides long. RefSeq names its product integumentary mucin C.1-like. Bases 1 to 936 code for a protein of 311 amino acids. The transcript is spliced from 5 exons. The record is from RefSeq and is a predicted model, not a curated record. NCBI's taxonomy places the organism in Eukaryota, Metazoa, Mollusca, Bivalvia, Venerida, Veneridae.